This is a messenger RNA of Trichechus manatus latirostris (Florida manatee), 3157 nucleotides long. RefSeq names its product zinc finger protein 345-like. Gene Ontology annotation, biological process: regulation of DNA-templated transcription. Gene Ontology annotation, molecular function: RNA polymerase II cis-regulatory region sequence-specific DNA binding; DNA-binding transcription factor activity, RNA polymerase II-specific. Bases 948 to 2780 code for a protein of 610 amino acids. The transcript is spliced from 5 exons. The record is from RefSeq and is a predicted model, not a curated record. NCBI's taxonomy places the organism in Eukaryota, Metazoa, Chordata, Mammalia, Sirenia, Trichechidae.
GCUGGUUGUGUGGUAAUGGAGGUAGAGUAGGUAGAAAGAAGGAGCCUGGGUCACUGAUUACCUGGCAGAGCACCUGUCACAUCUGAACAGUAACCUCUGGACUUCUCGUUAUAUGAGAAGAUAAAAUGAUAAAAAUUCUUACUUGUUUCAGUUUUCCAGGUAUUUUGUCACUCACAAACAAAAAUAUUCCUAACUGACCAAUGAGAUUGUUAUUUUGUGUUGAGAGAUUCUGGACAUUGAUUGUAAUUUUGUGCCUUAGAAAAAUGUCAUGAAGAUCUUCCUCCACUGCUGAUGUGCAGAGAAAGACAGGUACAACAAUUAAUCUUUAUAACUUAAUUUUGAAUUGGUCUUCUACCCUUUGUCUUUCUAUUUCCUCAACUCCUGUGGCUUUUACCUACAGUACUUGGCUGAAACAGUAUCCUGGUGUUUAAGCUCAAGACUCACACCAAAGGUCUAUAUUACUGUUACUCUGAACAAUUUGUGAUACUAUUGACCACUGUUCACUUUGUUUAUAUAAGACUAUAUCUUAGAAAUAUGUGUAGUUAUCACUGUUAACGUAAAUAACAUUAUUUCUUGAGUCUAACGCCCAAAUAGAUGUAAUGUGCUUCCUUUUGUAUAUUAUGUUGUUGUUAGCUGCUUUUGAGUUGGCUCUGACUUGUGGUUAUCCCAUGCACUAUGGAAUGAAACGGACAAUUGUGAUUCAUAGGAUUUUCAGAAGUAGAACACCAGGCCUUUCUUCAUAGUCUGUCUUAGUCUGAAAGCUCCGCUGAAACCUGCUCAGCAUCAUAGCAUCAUGCAAGCCUCCGCUGACAGACACAUGGUGGCCAUGUAUGAGGUGCACUGUCUUGGAAUCAAAGGUCCCCCACAUGAAAGGUCCCAGGUGUGGUGCAGGGAGAGAUAGCCCAGCCUAGGCAGCUGGGGACUGAGGACGACCGUCUUGCACAUCCAUGCAAUCACAGGACUCAGUGGCUGUUGAGGAUGUGGCUGUGGACUUUACCCAGGAAGAGUGGGCAUUGCUGGAUCUUUCUCAGAGGAAACUCUACAGAGAUGUAAUGAUGGAAACCUUCAGAAACCUGGCCUCAGUUUCUCGAAACCUUGAUGAUGGAGAAAAGCUGUCCACUGAAAAUAUAAUAGUACGAUUCAUGAAAAGUGACACCUGGCCCUCCAUGGUAGGAGGAAUCUGCAAAUUGCAUGGCAUCGAAGACCAGGAUAACAACCAGAAAACAUGUGUGAGAAGGCAUAUGGUAGAGAACCUCUGUGAAAAUAAUGAAGACAGUCCGUGUGGACAGACCUUCAGCCGGAUUCCAGAUCUUUCUGUGCUGAAAAGAACUCCUAUGGAAGCAUAUCCUUCUGAAUGCCUUGAGUGUGGAAAAUCUUUGAUGGAUCAUUCAUCACUUAAGCAUCAUAUCAGCUCUCACUCGGGAUGCAGUGCCUCUCAGCAUAAGGAAUGUGGAGAAGACUGCAGUUGUCCCUCUUACCUCAGCACUCCUAUGAGAACACUUACUGGAGAGAAACGCCAUGAAUGUAAGGAAUGUGGGAAAGCCUUUAGUCAGUCCUCACACCUCACUUCACAUAUAAGAAGUCACAGUGGAGAGAGGCCUUAUGAAUGUAAGGAAUGUGGGAAAGCCUUUGGUCAUUCCUCAAACCUCACUAUACAUAUGAGAACUCACAGUGGAGAGAGGCCUUAUGAAUGUAAGGAAUGUGGCAAAGCCUUUCAUAAGUCCUCAAACCUCACUAUACAUAUGAGAAUUCAUAGUGGAGAGAGGCCUUAUGUAUGUAACGAAUGUGGCAAAACUUUUAAUCGGUCAUCACACCUCACUACACAUAUAAGAAGUCACAGUGGAGAGAGGCCUUAUGAAUGUAAGGAAUGUGGUGGCACCUUUCAUCAUUCUUCAAGCUUCACUAGACAUAUGAGAUCUCACAGUGGAGAGAGGCCUUAUGAAUGUAAGGAAUGUGGCAAAACCUUUCGUCAUUCCUCACACCUCACUAGACAUAAGAGAACACACAGUGGAGAGAGACCUUAUGAAUGUAAUGAAUGUGGGAAAGCUUUUCGUCAGUCCUCAUACCUCACUACACAUAUAAGAACUCACAGUGGAGAGAAGCCUUAUGAAUGUAAGGAAUGUGGCAAAGCCUUUAGUUGGUCCUCAAACUUCACUAAACAUAUGAGUACUCACAGUGGAGAGAGACCUUAUGAAUGUAAGGAAUGUGGCAAAGCCUUUAGUCACUCCUCAGACCUCACUACACAUAUAAGAAGUCACAGUGGAGAGAGGCCUUAUGAAUGUAAAGAAUGUGGGAAAGCCUUUAGUUGGCCAUCACACCUCACUACACAUAUAAGAACUCACAGUGGAGAGAGGCCUUAUGAAUGUAAGGAAUGUGGCAAAGCCUUUAGUUGGUCCUCAAACUUCACUAAACAUAUGAGUACUCAUAGUCGAGAGAGACCUUACGAAUGUAAGGAAUGUGGGAAAGCGUUUCAUCAUUCCUCACACCUCACUAGGCAUAUGAGAACUCACAGUGGAGAGAGGCCUUAUGAAUGUAAGGAAUGUGGGAAAGCCUUUUGUCAGUCUUCAUACCUCACUACCCAUAUAAAAAGUCACAGUGGAGAGAGGCCUUAUGAAUGUAAGGAAUGUGGGAAAGGCUUUUGUCAUUCUUCAUUCCUCACUAGACAUAUUAGAAUUCACAGUGGAGAGAGGCCUUAUGAAUGCAAGGAAUGUGGCAAAGCCUUCCGUUGGUCCUCACAUUUCACUAAACAUAUGAGAACUCACAGUGGAGAGAGGCCUUAAGAAAGAAUUGUUUCAUUCAUAGUGCUGUAAUUUCAAACAGCAAAUUUUUGAAAGUCUCUGAUUAGAGAACAAACUUUCUCAGUGAGUAAGAAAGCAACAGAAACUCAAAGAAGGGAUCAUUAGAGCUACUUUGUGCCUUUGGGAGAAAUAAGUUUCAUGGUAAUAUGCAGUUGUCUUUAUUAGUGUUCAUUUCUCUAGUUUCAUGAACACCUGGGCAGAUGUUUACUUUCUUAGUCCACACUAAAUGUUGCCCUCUUACAAUCUUUGAGUAUUACAAAUGAGGCUGCAGUGAAUAGCCCUGAGCAUAUGUGGUUUCAUGUUUUUCUAAUGUUUUUAUUGAUGUUAAUUUGCAUGCAAUAAAAGGCACUGAUCUUAUA